Molecule: messenger RNA, 2400 nt
Organism: Mya arenaria
Lineage: Eukaryota; Metazoa; Mollusca; Bivalvia; Myida; Myidae
Exons: 3
Coding region: 108-2210 (700 amino acids)
Source: RefSeq, a predicted model, not a curated record
GUGUGUGUGUUGGAGCAGUAAUCGGAUCAAAAGAAUACUGGGACAAGCUCGAUUAUACCCACAGGUGUUUGACUACAAAUAGCAGAGGUCGCAGGAAACUUCUAAAGAUGGACCGGGAUCCUGACCAUAAAGCCUGGAUGUCGCUCCGCCUGUCUCGUGUACUGGACGAUAUUGGCGCCAACCGCCAGGUGGUGAAAAAAAGGCGGGAAACCUUCCUGCUGCGAGAAGCUGUAGAGACCAUACUACUAAAAUUAUUUGGUUUAAACAGUACGUGUUUUCAUUUCGGCAGCCAAUCAGAGGGAUCUACAACGUUAGGGAUGAAUUCCGAUAUCGAUCUGCUUACAUGCCAUAAUGACACCAACAUCAUGUCUGACUGGUUAGACUGGGAGGCCGGGAUGCAGAACUUUCUAAUGGUGAAGGAGGAAUCAACUCCGCCACAACACUACUGGCUACAAUUAAUUAGUUCAAUCGCUCCAGAACCUGUCAGAUAUAACGGACAGGAAUAUUGCUUUCCACAUAUAGAUGGACGAGUGUUUGAAAGUAAUAAAAAAUGGCAACAUAGUGGUAAACUGUUAUUUGGAAUGAACUUCCGAUGUAAUGGACCUUCAAUAAGUCACUCUGAAGAAUGGGACCUUGUUAUAGGUCUCAAAUGUAACGUUCUUCCUCCGGAAGUUGACCGAUGGUUUCACCUUCCCAGGCGUGGACAUUGGCCUACACCGGAAAUGAUGCAGGCUGCACGGGAAUGUUCUUGUUUUCUUGUUCCUGAUGGACAUUUUGAGAGUCUGAAUGAAAAUAUUGAAUGGCGAUUAUCACCAAGCCAAAUAGAACGGAUUCUUGUUUUUAGUUUUACAACAGUGCAGUUAAAAUGCUACGUUGUCUUGAAGAUGAUCAAAAAAUAUAUAAUGGAACAAUAUUUAAGUCAUCAUAGUAAACUAACCUCGUUUCAUUGCAAGACCGUUAUGUUCUUUACAAUCGAGAGAAUAUCCCCAGAGGAGUGGAGAGAAGAUCGGCUCAUAGGGUGCAUAGGAUAUUGUUUGCAAACACUGGAAUUUUUCUUGAUGAAAGGUUAUUGUCCACACUAUAUCAUUCCUGAAGUGAACCUAUUCGAAGGAAAAAUCACUCGCCGAUACCAACUGUUAUUAUUGGAGAAGCUAAAAGAGAAUUUGAAUAACAAUCUAAUGAUACUGUACGAUUUACAGUACGAUAUCUUAGGGCAAAGAUUUCGCAGUCCUGCCAGCGACAUGUUUGAAACACGAUCAACAAUAUUUAGGAAGAUUAAUAAUGUUUUAGCAGGCGACUUUAUAAGACUGGGUACUAGAAAGUAUUUAGGUGGGCCGAAUAAUGAGUUAAAUCCUGAACAGUUUCUGAGAUUCUUCACUUUUAUAUCGAUUAUACCUGAGGAUGAUUACGUAAUACAUAUAUUAACUCGUUAUGAGCGACGGGUAAUUUCAGUGUUGAAGCCACUCAUUUACUCAUUCUUAGCAUCACUUACUUCGUCAUUUUACAUACAACAUGAUCUUCAGUUCACACAAGAAAUAUUUCAACUAUAUGAGCGUUCUCUUGACACUGACGUGACGUCCAGCAGACUAAAACUGGCCUCCAUGUUAUACUGCCGGGGAUACCUUAUAAGGGCGGUGGACGUGCUGAAUGACGUUGAACGUAGAUAUGACGAUAAUGUGCAUGCUGCGUGUGGGUGUGGGAGGAAGUAUGAAGGUGAAAAACCUCCAGAUUUAUUUAGUGAAAGUGCAAUUAACGAUUGGAACUAUGAAACAGUCAUACGUAAAGUUGCCCUCUGUGUUAGGUUUACACGGUUUGAAGCUUUCUGUGUACCACCAAUUUUGCUUUAUGAAAUGAACAGGGCAGUUAAUAACGACGUUCAAUUUAGAAGUUUUACUGAACAUUACUGGAUGAACAUGGCCGUGAUAGACUCUCGACAAUACCUCUUCUACCUGCAAUAUCUCACGUACGGGAAACUGGGUCUUCGCCACAGACAAGUUCAGGCACACCUUAAUUUGUUGAAUUGUUUUAGAAACCAAGACAUGGUAAAUACAAUGCACCACCCCGAGACUGCUUGCAACUUACUUGGCCACUGCUUCGAGAUGGAGGAAAACCUUGCCGACGCGCUAAAAUACUACAGGCUCUCAGUUCGAAAUAUAUCGAGAAAUAAUGCUGCCAACUGGCAUAUCAGGAGAUUAACUGGCAACCAAUAGAGCGUGUAAUGUAGUUUUAAUGCGAACACCUAUGUAGCUGUUUUAUGAAAUAAACUAUAAUUAUUCAUUGUGUUAAUAAAACCGUUUGUGUCCAGUAAUAGAGCUUUUGCCAUAUUCUAUUUCUUCGACAAUCUUUUGUCAAUAUGUUAAAUCUUAUCAACACAAUUACUGAAUUAAAAAGACAACCUCA